Prosopis cineraria is the source of this 2228-nucleotide messenger RNA. RefSeq lists its product as uncharacterized. Gene Ontology annotation, molecular function: protein binding. The record is from RefSeq and is a predicted model, not a curated record. Bases 243 to 1184 code for a protein of 313 amino acids. The transcript is spliced from 2 exons. Lineage: Eukaryota; Viridiplantae; Streptophyta; Magnoliopsida; Fabales; Fabaceae.
UCAAACUUCCGAGGCCAAGCGUCGCGGUCUUCCGCUGCACAUAGUCACACGCACUCGUAUCGCUUCUUCAUCUACUCGACUCUCCGUAGUUACUAUUGUCUCUCUCUGUUCUAAUCUAAUCCAUCUCGCUCCCCGAAAUCUCCAUCAUAAUUUGUCUUCAUAUUCCUUAGGAACCCGUUCUAGAAGCAUUAGCGAAUCUUGUGCAUUUUUCAAUCGCAAGGUUUCUUCUCCAGCAGGUAGAAAUGGCGGAGAUUCAGCCUCCAGAGGGGCAGAUGAAUAAUGGUGCAGGAACGCUGAUGGUUAACUCUUGCGAACCCGUCCCUCCAUCCAAGCGUCAAAGGAGGCCGAGUGUCAGAUUAGGCGACAUCGGAGACCAGCAGUACGAUUCGCAUGUACGUCGGAGCAAUAAGCCAUGGAAGCUCGGUCUCGAUCACAGGAAGGACUCUAAUGCCUCAGGUAAAGCCUCCAAGACUCGACCUUUGACAAAUUUAAGUUCUGGAAGCGGUUUUGUGGAUUUUAGCGAAACCCUAGAGGGUGACGAGAAAGAAAGUAAUUUGGAUUGCGUGGCGAUUGGUAGCUGGAAAGUGAAAGAAUCGAAAAAGAGAGGUACCACGGCCACCAAGCGGGUCAGAUCAAAUUGGGUUUCCAGAAUCGACGAAGGAGGAGGAGGAGUCAUCGGAGGGGAAGGGGAGGAAAAAUAUAGCGCCGGCGAAGACAUUGAUGAUGGAUAUAGGGAUUUUGAUAAAGAAAAUUCGGAUAGCCCCUUGAAAGACCAAAGCCCAAUUCAUUCGUUGGAGAAUCUGGGUGUUGAAGGUCAUGGAAAUGACAGAGAGGUGCAUUAUCACGGUAAUAGGAGAUCAAUUAGGGCGAGGAUUUCAGAGGGUAGGGAACAUCAUGAUGGCAUUGAGCUAUCUGGCCCAUCUGAUACUGAUGUGAGGGACUGGAAAUGUGGGGAUAGGAAUGGGAAUGCUGGAAGAGGGAGUUGUGGAGAAGAUGGGGUUAGGAUUUGGCUUAAUGGACUGGGACUUGGUCGUUAUGCUCCUGUAUUCGAAAUACACGAGGUCGAUGAUGAGGUUUUGCCCAUGUUGACACUGGAGGAUCUUAAAGAUAUGGGAAUAAACGCUGUUGGAUCAAGAAGAAAAAUGUACUGUGCUAUUCAGAAGCUCGGGAAGGGGUUUUCAUAAGCUUCUUUACCUUUCUUGCCUAAUGUAGCACUGGAGGAUUCUCAGCCAUAGCAAAUUAAGAUGGACAUCUGAACCCAGCUCUAGUAUGUUCUUCCAUAACCUGUUUGGCUUAGAAUGGCUAAUCUUAGUCCCUCACAUGUUCUUACUUCCAAACAUCUUUUUCAAUCCAGUGCAAGUACAUACAUGGAUGUUAAUUUUGUUGAAGUAGUUUUGUUUUUGUUUUUGUUCCAAUGAACUAAUUCUAAUUAUAUCAUUCAUAAGUACAAAAGGCUACCAUUAUGGGAGAGAAUAUUUUUCUGAACGAGAAAGGAAAUGAAAUGCUGUAUGACUUCGUCUCUGUAGUCUGCAUCCAUUGGGGACACGGAUAAAUCUUCAUAUCAUUUUCUGUGGGUGCCUCUGGAGCUCUUGGCCUGUUUGUAUUUAUAGAUGCCUAUAAUUUUUUGGAAGAGUUCCCAAGCCACGAGAUGCAAUAAAAGUAAAAAGCCAAAUUCGUUUCGCUUCACAUGUCAUAUGAAGUGUUAUUCUUCGGGUGGUGAGGUGAUGACGACAAAGGUCAACAAUGUAAACUGUCAAAUGAUUGCAUCAUUGGAAACCAAGCACCUGCUAGCUAGUAGACGGGGAGCUGUGUGUCUUGGUGGGAGGAAUUCGAUUGCAUAGCGGCAAUGAAGCAACCUAAGCGGUAACUUCCGGAUUCUAUAAACAUCCAUUAAUGAGCCUCGAAAAUGAAUGAUCUAACAUUUAAUUUACUGCCUCGGAGAUCUUUUUUUCUUUUUUGUUUUUUGAUUUUUAAAUCCGACUCUUUGCAUGUGUUCAUCAUCUUGCAACAUGUAUGGAGGCUGGUACUGUAUGCGCGAUGCUUUGGGCUGGUUCAAGUUGCUAAUUCGAUAUAUAAGAGUGAUUUGAUUCCAACAAAGGGUAGAUAUUUUUAGAGCAAAGAUUGUACAGAUAAACGAAGUGCUAAUUUAUCGAGGUUCCCUCCCGUUGGCAAAUAUAAACUACGAAAUUUUCUCAUGUCUUGGAAUAAAAACCAACAAAUUAUGUCUC